This is a messenger RNA of Olea europaea var. sylvestris, 925 nucleotides long. RefSeq lists its product as uncharacterized. The coding region runs from base 217 to 711 and encodes 164 amino acids. The record is from RefSeq and is a predicted model, not a curated record. The transcript has a single exon. NCBI's taxonomy places the organism in Eukaryota, Viridiplantae, Streptophyta, Magnoliopsida, Lamiales, Oleaceae.
AUCGGCCAAUUGUCGAUUUUAAUAUCCAAAAUUGAUUAGAAUUUGUGUAGAGUCGACCGAUUCAUUUGAUUUCAAUUCGAUUCAAUAGUUUCGAUAACUUCUGCCCACCCUAUAAGCAUAAUUUCAUCCCUGGAAGGCUUUUGCUCCGGUGUGAAAGACGGAAACAACAACUGCUCUCAAAGCCUUCCUCAAAAUUCAUACAAUCCGACUUCAAAAAUGGCUGUAAGAUUUCACCUCCUUACCACAAAGCUUCCCCCCCAGCCCAGAAAUUGGCACACCCACCCCUUCCCUUCUGCCGCUGCCGCCACCUAUUUCAUCAAAUUCCAUUCAAACCCACAUAAAGACCACAGAAUCUCAUGCACCAACGAAGAAAUCGGUAACGACGAAAUGCUGGCAGUAGAACUCGAUCUAGAAAUGAGUAAAUUGAACACCCACUUGAUCCAAAGAGAAGAAGCCUUAAAGAAAAGCAGGGAAUUAUUGUUCACGGAAUUGUGCAAUUUCAUGGGAUUGAAAUCGGAGGAUUUGAAGAUGAAAUGGGAAAAAAUGAACGAAGAGGAAAAAUCGGUUCUGGUUAAAGGGUUUGUUGCAGAGUGGAGUGCCCAUUUUCAUCCAUUGUCUGCCAAAUCUGUUAAAGAAAUGGUUGAUGAACAUUUGGUAGAAGAAAAUCCAUCUUCAAUGGCGGCUUCCAACAAAUUCUUCCCUAAUUUUUGAAAAUUGAUGGGCUUUUCCCAAAAUUAGUGAUUUAUGCUUCCUAGUUUAGGAUUUCUGAUAGAUUAUAUUACAUUCGGUGAGAAAUACUUUUCCAUGUUAAUUGUACAAGUAGGAAAGUUGCAUUGGAUACCAUGUGGCCUGGUCGAAGUUGUGUAACAAUGAAUUGAAUAAAAUGGUAAAAAUAAUUAAUAUAUAAGCGACUUUAAAUUUAUUG